Corticium candelabrum is the source of this 8911-nucleotide messenger RNA. RefSeq lists its product as uncharacterized. Gene Ontology annotation, molecular function: protein tyrosine phosphatase activity; protein binding; carbohydrate binding. Lineage: Eukaryota; Metazoa; Porifera; Homoscleromorpha; Homosclerophorida; Plakinidae. Gene Ontology annotation, biological process: protein dephosphorylation. The transcript has 12 exons. The record is from RefSeq and is a predicted model, not a curated record. The coding region runs from base 366 to 8630 and encodes 2754 amino acids.
UAGUAGCUGUUCGAAUCACUAGAAACGGUGCGUUGCAGAACGCCAAUUGCCGUCCUAAUGCUGUGUCAGGAUUGUGUACGGCAUCCCUUCCUACUCCUCUGUCUUGGUUUCCAGCCAGCGGAUCUGAUUUACUGACGGUGACAUACUCGUUGCCAGGUCACUUGUCAGAGAGUGUUGUGGGCCACGUGACGCUGGGGGCAAAGACAGUGAGAAGAGUGAACAACAAUGUGAUCGUCAUACUCCCACAGAGAACUCUGUAUCGUGGCAACACAUUUAAGGCGACUGUCUAUGCUCAUGCUACGUAUGCCAUUGCUGGUUACAGUCUGCAGUUUCAGGCCGGUUCUGGUCUGCGUAUUGAUGGCAUUAUGAUUGACUCUGCUGUGUGGAGCACUCAGACAUCUUCCACUGAUGAUCAGAAUUUUGGUGUUAUCGGUCUGCUAGCAGGAGUUGACAAAGCACCAUCUAGCGUACAAACAGAUGAAACAAUGCUGUUGACGGUUAACAUUCAAGUGCUCAAUACAGCCACUCUAAAGGCUGAUAUUGUCUUUACUUGCACCAUCAAUUCACUAAGCAACGUGAAACAAGGACAAAUUCAACCGGGUGGUCAAGUGACUCCCGUUGGCUCUUUAGUGUAUGAUCGAUAUGGCAGCAGUAAACAAGGACAAGUAUAUGUUGGAUCGAAUGAAGCUGUAGGUCUAUUUGCUUACACUCAAGUGGCUCAAUUGUUGAAUACAGCUCUACUUGAUGGACAGCCAGUUAUGUCACGUGUUGUUGUAUACCAGUACAACUCUUUGGCUCAAAGUUUGACAGUUUCUAAUGCUGCUUGUAGCUUCAGUGAUUUAUCAAUUCUCUCCAUCAGUUCGAACUGUGAGUUUGUUGUUUUAUCAGAUUUUCACACUCAGCCGGGCAAGAGCGUUAACAUCAGCGUGCAAUUCAAUUCCCUCGUUUUUACAUUUCCCGUCUCGGUUUGGAUUCCUGAGUUUCCUGUGGUUAUUAUGAGCAAUGAUGUUGAGCUUAAUGUUAUACAUAACUGGCGAAGUCAAACACCAGAUUGUGACCAGAACUAUCAACAAGUUUUACUGACUGUUACUUGUGAUUGGACAGACGGGCAACAAACAGUUCCUUCAGUUGACAUCACGGCAUAUUCUCAGUCUCAUCUUAGCGUCUCAGACUCAACGGUUGCUACCGUUUCUGCUUCUAAAGUGACUGGUCUUCGUCCUGGAAAAGUGAACAUUACUUACGUUCAUCCCAAUACACACCAUCUACUUGGAUCUUUGUCUGUCACUGUUGUUGAUCGUUCAGUCACUGUGGUCGGUCUGGAGGCUUUUCUUGUCACAUCGUUAUCUCUUAUGUUGCCUGCAGUCGUGUCGCGCAGACCGUCUGUGUAUGAAAUUGCAAUCAAAGUCGAGUCUAAAUUGGAUUUUGAAGGAACUGUGGCUAAUGUUGUAUCAUACGUGCAACUUUCUGAUGGGUCUAUUAUUGAUGUGGAUGUCAGGCAUGGUCUGAGUGUUCGAUCUCUUGACCCAUCUGUGUUGCAAAUAGUCAACAACUAUGUUGUUGUAAAGAACUCCGGUGCUGGCGAUCUUAUCGAAGUGAGUUUGAAUUCUGGUGCAUGCUCGAAUGGCUCCACACUGGCUACAAGACUCAUUCCCAUCUCGGUCACUCUACCAUCGCCUAUUGACGUACAAGUUAGCAUCACACCGUCCACCAUUGCACCCCUUCAGGACGUGGCUGCAUUGGUAGGAACGGCAACUUCAGCCACUGUCACUGUCCAUCUCAUUUACGCCGAUGGUCGGCUACAAGAUAUGAGUGCUGACACCAGAACUCGCAUCACUGUUGCUGCGAACAACACUCUCCUUGUGAAUAGAUCAUCUGGGAGCAUUCAAGUGACUACAUUGAGUGCAUCGAAACCUGGUCAAGCUAUCAUUUUGGUGUCGUUUAGUCACGUGAAUGUUAACUCAUCAGCUGUGAUUGAGAUUGUGAAGUUCAGUCGUUUGGUCGUGACAGCUCACCCGUUUCCUGUCUAUCCUGGAUCUGAUUCUAUGAAUGUGACUCGUCUGAAUUUGAUAAGUACGUCUGGAGUAAGACAGCAAGCUGUUUUGUCUGUUGUGCUGACUCUGAGUGACAGUAACUACGUGGAUGUUUCGACUAGCAACACAGUUACUGUAUCAGUUGGCAAUGGAACGAUUCCUUCAUCAUUGAUAGGAAUUAGUUCUGUAAGCAGAAAUCCGGUCAGCAGUCGUUACACAGUCAAAGUGUCUACAGUGUCUCUGGUAGGUUCAUUGUCUCUUGAUAUUUCGUUUGCUAACCAUGACUGGAGAGACUCUAUCAGACUCGAAGUGACCGCUAGCCAAGUGACAAUAGAAAAUCUAGUUGUAGAUCAAUUUCCUUCCAACACGUUUCGAGGGAUCAAAGGACAAGCCAGACGACAAGUUACAAUGUCUUUACAUCUUUCAGACUCUACGCAGUUGCCUUCGGAUUACGUGAGUUCUACACCUGACUUGCUUGGACUCUUUAGCUUCGAGAGUUCUCAUUCUGCUCUUGUGGUUGACAGUAGUAGUGGUGUGUGCAUCUUACAAGACAACAAUAAUGAGCUGGUUGAUAUAACUGUGUCAACUCGUAACAGUAAUAAGAGCGCUGGUAUUAGAGUGGCGUGCAAUUUGGAUCCUGAUGUUGGAGAUGUAGAUCUCGGACAGUCUGUGGGACUGCCUAUUGCACCAGUCUCAGUAGGUCGAUCUUUGGUGGUGCCAGUCUACGUUAAUACGGGAUCAAACAAUCUUGGAUCAAUCGAUUUGACAGUAACUUACGACUGGACAAGACUCUCUGCUGUAUCUGUGUCCUCAGGUAUAGACUGGAGAGGAGGACUGUUUGAAUCGUCGCUCAAUGAUCCUCCUGGUGUUGUCAUACUGGGUGGUGCAGUCAGUGUCGAUGAUUUGACUGGGUCUUAUCUUCAUGUGGCAGAUAUACAAUUUAAUACAUUAUCAUCUGGUACUUUUCAUCUGCAAGGCCAGGUUAAUGUGUUGGCUGCCAAGGAUCUCGUUGGCUCCACUAUUGGAAUGCCUCAGAUGCCGCGACCUUUCAUUGCUGGUUCUGUGUCUGCACAAGUGCUGGGUGUCAGGAGACGUUCUGUUGUGUCUCUCAGUCUUCGACACGAAGAUCGAGAGCGAAGAGAUGCAAGUUGCUCUGAUCGAAAUCGAGGAGAUGCGGACGGCAAUUGCGUGUUUGACGUGCGUGAUGUUACAUAUACACUUAUCUAUUUAGCAGAGCGUUUGUUUGACUUCACAACAAGUCGUGGUCGAGAACUGAAAAACUCCAUCACCGACUCUAAACUAACCGAGAUGGAUGGAGACAGUAAUGGGGAGAUCAAUGUAGAUGAUGCUUUAUUUCUACUCAGGGUUAACUUUGGUCUCGUCUACUUUGUUUCUAACAUAUCCAUCAUUCCUGUUCAACAUCUAAGUUCGUCAUGUCUUCUUACAAUUUCAGUGUCCCUUAGCAGCAAGGGGGAAUCACCUGUGAACGUUGAGCGGACGGCUGUGUUUCUUAACAUUAUUCAUGAAUCACCAGAGUUUGAUUCUGCAUUUGAUAGAUCUGGUGUUGAACGAGGAUUACUGGUGUCGUCUUCUCCACCACAGGGUGGCAUAGUUAGAUGUGAAUACGACACUUUUCUUGAAUCGUUUGUGGCCGUUAUGAAUACUUCUUUUGCUCAAACGGACAUUGGCAUAUCUGUUAUACAAGUGACAUUGGAUGCGUUUAAUGGGACUUCGAGUGGUCGGUAUGUCCACAUGGUGGGAUUGUCUUCUCCUCCUUUCCGCUUUACUCAGCUUGUGCAUGCUGAUGUAGUUGUGCGGGGUAACCCGGUGCGCAUCAUCUCUUCUUCCUAUUACAAUCCGUGGCAAACUUUCAACAAUACUAUAAGAUCUUCUCAAUGCAGUGACGUGUCACUUGUUGAUUCUAAUUCUUUGUCUGUUGAUGUCAAUGGGCCAAGAGCGGUCUCUCUUCAUUGGGGCUACACUAAUGUCAGACAAGGCUUUAUUCCGACUGCCGUUGUUGUGUAUUAUGUGCGAUGUCCAAUGCUCUCUGGUCCGUUAUGGUCGUUGUCUACCUCUCAGUGUGAAACAUUUCAACUUCAAACGAGUGAUACACAAAUAACUAUACAGAACAUAUCACCCUAUUCGAACUACACCUUUUCUAUUGUUGGUCUCACCAGUAGGUCAAAUGAAGUUCAGGUCACAACGCCACAAGAUAUUCCUGAAGGCGUUGCUCCUCCAACUUAUCAACGAAUUAACGACACCGCAGUUAACGUAUCUUGGACGGUACCUCUUAAUCCUAACGGUAUCAUCCUCUACUAUCUGCUAUAUGUCAAUGAUGAGACAGUUUACAACGGCACCGCGUUGUGGCAAGUUGUUCUCACAAACGACAUCAAUAUCGACUACGUUUUUAGCAUUGAAGCAUUCACAUCAGCCGGAGGAGCGAGGAGUCCAGACACACAUCUACGUACCAUAGAGGUUGCUCCGUUGGAAAGUCCUGUCUUGGAAACUUUAUGGAUUAUCGUUAUUGUCGCAGUUGGUUGCGCCAUUUUAAUCAUCAUACUCAUUAUUAUUCUUAUUGCGCGAGCACGUGUUAGGAAACAGAGCGGAAUUGUUAAGGGUGAUUUCGGAGAAGAGACGGAUGCUGUGGAGCUGUUGCCGUCUACAGCAUUAAGUUGUUUGAGAAAUCCCAAGAUAGAGAAAGAACGACGGUUUGAAAGGAAGUUCUCUUCCAAUGACGCGACCAAGUUCUGGUGUCGGGAAGAAGCUCUUAUUGAAGUGUCCCCAUUUGAAGGUUUAGACUAUCCUGAUUCUGACGGAAGCGAAGCAACAACGCCAGUAGCUGACCAGGGGCAUGAGGACUGUGUGCUGGAUCUAAGCAAUUGGACGUUUGAAACACCGUUAGACUUUCAAGACUCUCUUACACGGAGUUUAUUGUGCGCAUCAGAGAGUGCCCAAGAGAACGACAAGGAGACGGUGAUGUUGAAGAGAAAGGAAUCAAUACGCAGAGAAAAGAUGGUGAGAGAAGAAAGAGAGCGUAAGAAAACUCUAGAAGCUCGAAAGAAAGAAGAGAUCAAACAAGCAAAGGCAAGAGUCCAGAAACAACAGAAAUAUAACAGGAGAGAGUCAAAGAAGAGAGAAAGCCAACUGAGAGCCAGCAGUCUUCUGAUGUCAUCUGAAGAUGAGAGUGACGGUAGAGAAGAGGUGAUGGCUUUCAGUAACUCUGACUUCCAAUAUGAUGAUCCUAAAUCGACAUUGGAGCUUUCAUCGUUUGACGCUAAUUCUCGUCGUUUUAGCCCUCCCCCGCUCGUUGUUAGUCCGCCCGAGAAAAGUACCGCUCGACCCCUUCCCGCUCCAACUAUCCUUCAAAACGAAAGAGCAUCAACUAUUGCCACAAGGUUACAAGAAAGAUUAAGAAGUGGUGCUGCAAGGAAAGAAUUUGAAGCUUUGCAGCAAGAAAAACCUCCAGGAACCUACUUUGAAGCCAACCUGCGAGUAAAUGCUUCCAAGAAUCGAUACAGAAACGUCAAACCACAAGAUCAAUCGAGAGUUGUUCUUGCUGACGUCGAUGAAGAUAUGGAAGGAUCUGACUACAUUAAUGCCAACUUCAUUAGCUCUCCUCUUCGAAAUCACAACUUUAUUGCAGCACAAGGUCCUUUACCUAAGACAACAGCUCACUUUUGGCAAAUGGUGUGGGAGCACGACGUGCAGUGUAUUGUUAUGUUGGCCAACUGUUUUGAAGCUGGCAAGGCUAAAUGUGAAAAAUACUGGCCCGAUCUGGGUGACAGUGUCCAACAUAGUUCAUUUACGAUUAGUUGUACAGACCAAGAUCAUACUAAUGACGUCAUCAUUUCGCGUUUUGUGAUCUCGUGUGACAAAAGUGAUGACGUUCGACCGAUUACACACUUUCACUACGUUUCGUGGCCAGAUUUUGGGGUACCAGAGAGUCCAGCUCCAUUCUUGGAACUUAUUCAAGCUGUAGGCGAAUGCCGCAGCAACUCAAAUAAUCAGGAAGCACCAGUUGUAGUUCAUUGUAGUGCAGGAAUUGGAAGGACGGGUACUUAUUGUGUUGUCGCAACGUGUCUGGAAAAUUACGAAAGUGGAGAACCACAGAUUGAUCUGACAAGUACAUUGCGGGAUAUGAGAGCUCAGAGAGCUGGAAUGGUGCAAUCUGUGGCUCAGUAUGAGUUGUGCCAUCAAGCCAUUGCUGAUGCUUUGUUGCAAGUUCCAACUGAUGAGCGAGGGAGGACACCAGUGAGACGUGUUCGUUGGUGUGAUGAUUUGGCUGGAACACCGGAUGCUGUUCGCCUGCAACGAUUGGUGGCUGCAACUGCACUGAAGUCUUCUCAAACUCCACAACCUCAACAAGCGAGUCUCAGUGCAGAAUAUGGUCAUAGACGUGGUUCUGUGGACAGUCCUUUACUGCAGAAACCUAUCCCAUCUUUACCUCAACCACCACCAUAUUCUGUGACUGACACUUCAUCAAUGGUUCAGUCUGAGCUUCCUCCUCUACCGCCUAAAAUUCAGUUUGCACUUCCAGAUCUUCCACCAAAACUUCACAGCAAUGUGUCAUCAGAGGGCACAAAUAGAGAUGUCACCUCCUUGAAGGAGAGUAUUCUUGAUCUUCAAUCUGGCUAUUCUUCCACUUCACAGAAAUUGGAAACUAUGGGUAGUGAUGAUACCGAUUACGAUAAUCAUGAUGACAAUCAAGUCAAUAAUGACGUUGACCAUAGCACACCAACUGAGCUUGCUAAGAAAGGAAUGACUUCUGUCCAAAAUGAAACAGCAGAUGUUACCAUUGAGAAGGAUGAGACCACAGACCAAAAUGUGACUAAAAGUGUUGCUAUCACUGCACCAGUUGUUAGCAUGGAUGAAGUUCCUGAAGACACCAGUGCAGCAACUGAGGCAGUGGAGGACAGCCAUCUCAGCAAAUCUAGUGGUGAACAAAAUGUAUUGUUUCAAGAUGAUGUGAUGUCUACAGAUGAUAGAGCAAUGCAAUCUGACAAGGUGCCAUCUUUGCACCUUUUGUCUACCCAGUCUAAAGAGUCAGAACCAAUUGGUUCUUUUUCUGAUGAACCAUUAACAUCUGACAAACAUUACAACCAACAUGUUAAAAUGGAAACUGUUCAAUCUCAAGACAUGAGUUCAGUGUCUGAUACUGGUGAAAGUGAAAGGCAGCAAACAGAAGAUCAGCUUCUUUUAGCAUCAACAACAACUGCAACUACAGCAACGGGUUCAUUAGAAACUAUAGAUCAGUCAACAGGACCAGUUGAUAAACAGGAAGACAUGAUGGUGGAUGUUGCUGAAAGUGGUCCUGUGUCAACCAGUAAGCAUGUGGGCAGCUUACCAGACACAAGCCAGUCAACCGAUUCACAAGCCACUGCUUCUGUAUCUGCUAGGUCUCCUCCUAUUCAACCAGCUAGCUUUGAAGAUCAUGUUGAAGAUCAUGUGCAAGCUGUAAAGAAACCUGUGAAAGCAAAGACAUUUAUUGGCGUUGCUCCGCCAUCAAGAAGUGACACUAAAGUUGGGAAAUUAUCGCUCAGUCGUUUUCAAGCAUUUAGUGCACCCAAAGUGGAAGCAACUGUUGUCAGGAAGAAGACAGUUCCAUACAAAUUAGUAAAACCACCGGCACCAGCGACAAUAACAACAAUUCAACCUCAGGAAAAUGGGGCAUCACAAACUGUUUUGCCUUUGAGUAGUAACAGUGAAAAACCUAAAGAAGAAACAAAUCAGGACACUAAGGAGGUGGUCCAGCAAACUGCACAACAAGUGACAUCGGCUAAUAAUCAAAGGACAACGCAGAAUGUGCAAGAGCCAGAAAAGGAGGUUCGACCUGCAUUUAAAAUUGGGAAGCUCAAUACGAGUUUAUGGGAAAGUCAAGCAAGCAGUUCAGGGAUAAAGAGAGCAUUUGAUUUGCCACUAAAGAAGGUGCCUGUUGCCUCAACGUACACGGGUCCUCGAUUGACCCACAAAGGUAGUUCAAGUACUCAAACUCGCAGUACUUCUGUAUGUAAGAAAACAGUGAAUUCAACUCUGCGUCAAGAUGAGAAAGAAACCAAUGCUUUGGGUCAGAAAUUUGACAAGCCAACUGCUUCUUCUAGGCAGGUGCAUGAUGGCAAACAGUCUGAAGAGGUCACUAGAGGUCAGAAGGUUGAGAUUCAAGCAAAGAAGGAUGUGGAGAAACCUAAGUUAGGUUCUGUGAGCAGUAGUGCCCAACGGAGAGAUGCUGAAAAAAGAGAUGCUGCCAAGGCUAUCGGAGAUGAAAUGCAACUUGAUAUUCCAGACAGUCCUCUUCCAACCAUUAGAAAGGUGACCACUCCCAAACUGGCGGGAAGAAAACACCAACUCAAAGAAAAACAAAGUAAGUUGUCAGAGCCUUCUCCAAGUAUCGAAUUGACUGAAGCAGAAAUGCAAGUGGUGGCUGGUGGAAGUGGGGGAGAUGACGACGAUCUUAUUAGUAGCUUGUUGGGCGUGGCUGCCAAUGAAGUUCCCAAAAAACCAAAAAUCACUACUGAAUUGACGGAUGAAGAGAAGCGAGUUCUUGACACUAUGGGACAAAAUGAAGGCAACGCUAACCUUGUUGACAGUCUUAUGAACCUUUAAUUAACAUGCUUGAGUAUCUUGUAAGUUGAAUACUGUUUACUAACUGAUAUCUACUGCGCAUGUUGGUCAGACAGAGUAACAAUGCGUGUUUAAUUUUUUAUUAAUUUGUGUGUGACAGUAGGCCUUUCCAGAGUAUUAUUGGAACUUGUGGCUUCAUAAUAUCUCUGGCCACACUUUGUAGCAUCUAGCAUCUAUUAUGUAAAGGCUAUUUGAAUAUGGGCUAGGUAACGUUAUUAACUUAACUAGAACAAUGAAUCUUUCCAGCAUCCAUCUAUAACAAG